Molecule: messenger RNA, 2063 nt
Organism: Phaedon cochleariae (mustard beetle)
Lineage: Eukaryota; Metazoa; Arthropoda; Insecta; Coleoptera; Chrysomelidae
Source: the annotation of a GenBank genome assembly
GCUGUCACUUGAUUUUGACUUUUAUUUGACUUCGGUAGGCACUUCACCACUAAUCAUGUGUCAUUUGUGAUGAGGCAAAAUUCAUAAGAUGUACGAUACUGCUUAUAAAGCAAUCAAUUUUAUUUUGGCAGUCUUGUUAAAUUAUUGUCUCCACUUUUUCACCUACAUGAUAUUUUGUAACGAUUCGGAAAAACCCUGCAUAUUAUUUCCCUAGUACCAGGAAGAAAUCUCAGAGAAAAUGAAUAAGCAGAACACCAAUGACAUCAAAGAAAUCGAUUCCUACAUCGAAAUUCUGGAAAACCAAUUAUUCUUUGCAGUGUUGAAAGGAAAAGCUAGCGUUAAACUGAGGAAUACCUUCAAUACCUUUUUCUUUUCGAUCGAUGACGAGUUGAUAUAUGAGAAUUAUUUCAGUGAUUUCGGACCUUUGAAUAUGUCCUGCGUAUAUAAAUACUGUUUGAAGCUCAGAAAAUACUUGCAAUAUGCAAAGGGCAUUAAAAGUGUGGUACAUUACACUUGCGAUCAUCCAAAUAAAAAAGCUAAUGCUGCUUGUUUGAUGGGAUUAUUCAGUGUCAUAUAUUUGAACAUUCAACCUAGAGAUAUAUGGAAAGUCCUUCAAGAACUUGGUCCAUACAAACCUUUUGUGGAUGCCUCCCAAUGCCCCAUUGGCUUUACAUUGAAGAUUGUAGACUGCUUACAAGCAAUGUACAAAGCCCUAACUUUCAAUUUUAUCGAUUUCGAUGAUUUCAACAUCAACGAAUACGACUUGUACGAUAAACUGCAAUAUGGAGAUCUGAACUGGUUGGUCCCUAGAAAAUUUUUGGCAUUUCUUGGACCUGCCGAUAACAAAAGCGCUCAUCCUCCAGAGUUCUAUUUGAAAUAUUUUCUGAAAAAUGAUGUCAAGACUGUGAUCAGACUCAAUUCGAUCAUAUACGACUCUUCUGUAUUCAACCAAGUGGGAAUCCAGCAUUUUGAUUUGAUAUUUCCUGACGGCACCACGCCACCAAAAGAUAUUCUUCUGAAAUUCUUGACUAUAGCUGAAAUGGCGCCAGCUGCUAUAGCUGUACAUUGCAAGGCUGGUUUGGGAAGAACUGGUUCUUUGAUAGGGGCCUAUUUGGUGAAACAUUACCGCUUGACGGCCAAAGAAGCUAUAGCAUGGAUGAGAUUGUGCCGACCAGGCUCUGUUAUUGGACAGCAACAAAUCUGGUUAGAAAAAAUUGAAACUUGGUUAUGGAGAAUCGGAAGUCAAUACAGGGUCCGAAAAUAUGGUGCAGGAGACAAAAUACCAAAACAUAAAUAUGGGAUCUAUAGCAAACAAUGGCCAAUCGAAAGAGAGAAAAUUAUCUUGGAGGCCAGAAAGCGAAUCCAAUCGACUUUUACGAAAUCUCAAUUAGAUAAAUUGGCCAGACAGAAAAAAAUAUCAGCCAGUGUGGAUGCCAUUUCUAGAGAUAUUAAACAGCAGAGGAUCUCGAAAAAUCCCAGUGCAGCGAUUUCAUAUAAAAGUGUGUCAAAGCUGAUUAAUUCUGCACAUGGUUCCGUCAAGAGCCAAGCUCCCAUCAAUAUGAGUACCAUUUUACCUCCACCAAUGAGGAUGAAUUUAGAGUCUCAAUUGAUGAGCUCCAAACCAGAAUUUGUAACACAUGAAGCUGUGAAGUCUUUGGACAGCACUGGAUCUCCACAUUCCAAUAUAAAAGCUUCUUCGAAUAAAAUUCUCAGAAAAUUUACUCCAGAAAAACGAAAUAAGAAUUUAACGACCCAAGGCGAUAAACUAAAUGAAAUCAAGGCUUCCUGGAGACACAAUAAAGUACUGAAUAACAAUUUAGAAAGUACUUUGUUAGAAGAUGUGAGAUGUAAUAAGAACUAUCGACUUUCCACAUGAAUUAUUUUGCUCUUUAAACGAACUUCACUUGAAAAUACUGAUACCUCUAUUCCAAUAAAACUCAUCUGAUUCAUUCAUCUCGCUUCUGUUUUGUUUGCUAUUUUGUUGAAAUCGUUAAUGUAAAAGUGAUGAAUCUUUGACUUUUGUAAAUGUUAUUUUGUGGGGAAAUAAAACUAUAUUAAAUUUU